Messenger RNA from Melozone crissalis (California towhee), 901 nucleotides. RefSeq names its product macrophage immunometabolism regulator (gene MACIR). The transcript has 2 exons. NCBI's taxonomy places the organism in Eukaryota, Metazoa, Chordata, Aves, Passeriformes, Passerellidae. Gene Ontology annotation, biological process: negative regulation of cytokine production involved in inflammatory response; negative regulation of fibroblast migration. The coding region runs from base 1 to 783 and encodes 260 amino acids. The record is from RefSeq and is a predicted model, not a curated record.
AUGGCCUGGAUGUACUGCACGGAGCCGCCGCCACGCUCCGCCCUCAGCCCGGCGCCGGGCGGGCCCGGGGAACCGGAGCGCCCCGCGCGCCGCCCCCGGCAGCUGCUGCCGCGCGGACCCCGCCGCGCUGGGCCGCAGGAGCAAAGCUUUGUGUUUAAAAUGGAAGUUGAUGUGACUGGAGAGUCCAGAACUACCCUCUCCACCCUCUCUGUGCCUCUUGCAGAGGUGAGUUCUGCAGCCAGGACGGAAGCAGAAAAGCCACGCUGUUCCAGCACCCCCUGCUCACCAUUGAGGCGGACAGUUGCAGGAUAUCAGAUCCUUCACAUGGAUUCUAACUACCUGGUUGGCUUCACAACUGGAAAGGAACUGCUAAAAUUAGCCCAUAAGUAUAUUGGAAGUGAAGAGAAUAAAGGAGAAUCUGGUCCUAACUUGGGCUCCAAACAUCUUGAUUCAGGACUUUCACGUUCCUCGCGUUUGUACAAAACUAGAAGUAAGUACUUCCAGCCCUAUGAGAUCCCAGCAGUAAAUGGAAGGAGGAGGAGACGGAUGCCCAGCUCUGGGGAUAAAUACAAUAAAGCUUUACCAUAUGAACCUUACAAAGCACUUCAUGGUCCCCUGCCUCUCUGCCUUUUGAAAGGUAAAAGGGCUCAUUCAAAAUCCCUAGACUACCUCAAUUUAGACAAAAUGAGCAUUAAGGAACCUGCUGACACAGAAGUGCUACAAUACCAGCUCCAGCACCUUACUCUUAGAGGGGAUCGUAUGUUUUCAAGGAAUGGCACAUGAGCUAUCAUCUCAAAUUUAGAAAUUAUUUCUCAUCUUUUGUCUCUUGCUGCAGAAAUCCACUGUUGAAGUGAGUACAUGACUGUCCACAUUGUAGGUGGUUUUAUCAGCUCAGUUUUAC